AUGGCCGAGCCGCCGACCCGUGCCCGAGCCGCCGACCCGUGCCGAAACGGCCAUGGACACAAGCAACCUUCCGCCGACAUCAUCCUCAUGCUCUGCCGCACAUUACUUCCCGAAUCGGCGCCGCGUCUGGCAAGCAUGCACCAACUGCCGAGCCCGCAAGACGCGGAUUCGAACCAGCCACGCAUCGAUCACAAUACUCGAAUCAUGCUGGAGCGUAUUCAAAUGCCCGAAGAUCGGUUCUUCUCCGCCCCAGUCUUCGAUAUCUUCUUCACCCAGGACGCGCAUGCAGCGCCGAGCCUGUGCCCGCCGGAAUCUCGGAGGCUCUCCAACAAGCAGGAUCUCGCUUCUUCUGGUGUUAUGGAAUACUACCGCGAACUCAUCCAGACAUACUCUGACGAACAACUCUCCCCCCGCGCCGCGACGGCCACGAGCCCCGCCUCGUCAUCCCUCGACCGCACCGAGGCGCUCGUCGCCUUCCAGAUCAGCACCAACGCUGCCAUCCGCCGCUUCCUCAACAGCCUCCUCCGCAUCACGGAGGACCUCUGGUCCUUCCACGGCGCCAUCUACCGGACCCUCCCCGGCUUUCUCCUCACCAGCAGGCCGCGCAAGCCCACGGGGUCGCCCGCCACCCCGGGCUUCCCGUCCUACAUCAUCCACCGCCCGUUCAUCGAGUACGUCCUCCUCAACGUCGGUCACUUUGCGACGCAUCCGUGCCGCGAGGCCGUGCUGGAGCGGUGCCAACUGUGUCUGCUCGGGUGCCAGGUGUUCAUCCAUGUCUUUGACGUGGAUCCCACCAACAGCGUGACGGGGCCCUCCGCCGCGGGCAUGGUGACGUUCGCGAUGGUUAUCAUCUUGAGAGUGGCAACGAUGUGUCCUGUGUUUUGCGAUAUUCUGCCGGCAGAGAUUGAGCGUGCCAUUGUUGUCGGUGGGCGGAAUCUGCGUCGGUUCAGUGGAAGUGUCAGGGAGUUUGAGUGGCAUCUGGGCGUCUUGGAGAAACUGGAAGAAUCUUGUCGCAGGAAUAGGGGCGAUGAAUGA
This is a messenger RNA of Verticillium dahliae VdLs.17, 1035 nucleotides long. RefSeq lists its product as uncharacterized. The record is from RefSeq and is a predicted model, not a curated record. The transcript is spliced from 8 exons. Lineage: Eukaryota; Fungi; Ascomycota; Sordariomycetes; Glomerellales; Plectosphaerellaceae. The coding region runs from base 1 to 1035 and encodes 344 amino acids.